AAUAAAUAAUGGAAGAUUCUAGAAAUUACUUGAUGGUUGCUGCUAUUGACUUUGGUACUACAUACUCAGGUUAUUCGUUUUCGAUGAGAAAUGAGUUCGCCAAAGACCCAUUACAAAUACACACUGCAAUGUGGAAGACUCGUCACUGCACGUCAGUGAAAACACCAACAUGUCUAUUAUUAGACGGGAAACGAGAGUUUGUAGCGUUUGGGUACGAUGCAGAGAAUCAGUGGGCUGAAUUGUUAUUAGAAGAAGAACAUGCUGAUUACUUGUAUUUUGAACGCUUCAAAAUGAAUCUACAUAAUAACAAGAACAUCACAAGUAGCAUGAUGCUAGAAGACAUUACUGGGACAAAACGAAUGCCAGCUUUCGAUGUAUUUAAAUUAUCAAUCAACUUCUUAGUAACACAUUUACUAGAUCUUUUGAAAACACGAGGAAAUAUAGUCCAGCAAGAUGAAGUUAAAUGGGUCCUUACUGUUCCUGCAAUCUGGACUGAUAAAGCUAAAAGAUUUAUGAGAUCGUGUGCUGAAGCGGCUGGCAUACAAACAAAGAAUUUGAUCGUUGCACUUGAACCAGAAACAGCAUCUAUUUUUUGUCAAUAUUUACCCACUGAAAGAUUGAAUGGUUCGGUACCAGGUUUCGCAAUGACUUCGGAGGGGACAGAGUACAUGGUCGUUGACCUUGGAGGCGGUACUGCAGACAUUACAGUUCAUCCGAAAGUAGCAAAUGGUCGCUUGAAAGAAAUACACAGAGCUAUGGGAAAUGAUUGUGGGGGUACAUCGGUUGAUAGAAGGUUCUUCAAGCUUUGUGAACAGAUCUUUGGAGAGAAAAUAAUGAAAUCAUUGAAAGAAGAUAGCCCCCUUGCAUAUUUAGACUUAGUAAGAGAAUUCGAGAUUGUCAAGAAAACACUUGAAAUUAAUAAACCUAAAGUUACUAUAACAAUACCGUUUGUUGCACUAAACACAAUGUGCCAGGAAGUUCACAAAAAAGAUUUAAAGUCUCUGCUUAAAUCCUCUACAUAUUCAGGGGAAAUAACACUAACACAUGAUAAGAUUCGUAUGAGCCUUGAGUUUUUCAAGAAACUAUAUACACCUACAAUUAACAAUGUGCUUACUCUCAUGAAAGAGAUUUUAGGAAAAAAGACAUUAAAGGGCGUGACACAUUUGUUAUUGGUUGGAGGAUUCUCAGAUUGCCAGUUUAUAAAAGACGCAGUUAAUAAAGAAUUCCUGGAGAAAAGAAUAAUAAUUCCAGAUGAAGCCAGUCUUUCCGUGCUUAGAGGGGCUGUUUUGUUUGGCCAUAAGCCAGAAUAUAUCCAGUCACGGAUAAUGCGAUGCAGUUAUGGUGUGAAAACUAAUGUUCCUUGGGAUGACAGAAAAUAUGAUAAAAAACAUUAUGUAGUUAUGGAAAAGGAGAAAAGGUGUGACAACAUUUUUUCUCUUAUCGUCGGAAAAGACGAAAGCGUUAAAGCAGGAAUGGUAGUUAAUAAAUCAUUCUUUACACCUUUCGAACAUCAAGACAAAAUGGACAUCAUGGUAUAUGUAUCUGAAGAGACAACACCAAGUUAUGUCGACGAUGAUACAUGUGCUUUGCUAUGUACACCGACAAUCACUUUUUCUGACACCUGCGAGGAUCAACGCUGGGUAGACGUAGAAUUUGUCCUUGGAAAUACGGAAAUUGACAUUAAGGCUCAUGAUAGAAAGUCUGGGGAGGCGAUAUCAGCAACGUUUAAUCUAAUAUAAGGAUUAUUAACUUGAAUGCAUUAUCACCUGCGUCUU
Mytilus trossulus (common blue mussel) is the source of this 1775-nucleotide messenger RNA. RefSeq names its product heat shock 70 kDa protein 12B-like. NCBI's taxonomy places the organism in Eukaryota, Metazoa, Mollusca, Bivalvia, Mytilida, Mytilidae. The transcript is spliced from 4 exons. Bases 9 to 1739 code for a protein of 576 amino acids. The record is from RefSeq and is a predicted model, not a curated record. Gene Ontology annotation, molecular function: ATP-dependent protein folding chaperone; ATP binding.